Alligator sinensis (Chinese alligator) is the source of this 8433-nucleotide messenger RNA. RefSeq lists its product as uncharacterized. The coding region runs from base 421 to 6921 and encodes 2166 amino acids. The record is from RefSeq and is a predicted model, not a curated record. Gene Ontology annotation, biological process: regulation of DNA-templated transcription. The transcript has 16 exons. Lineage: Eukaryota; Metazoa; Chordata; Crocodylia; Alligatoridae.
CUUCCUCCGCGUCCCGCGGUGCAGCGCCCGCACCCGCAGCCGGGAAGGCUCUGAGUCAACUGCAAGCUCCAAGGAGGAGGACAUCUCUCUGCCUGGUUGCCAGUGGGCAAUAACCCACCAUCCAGUGAAUUAUAUCCCAGUUCCAGUCCCUUUGCACUGCCGUACGAUCGAGAUGAAAGACAAGUCCGCGGGGAUUGCUGCAGAAGCCGGUUGUGUGGAGCUAGAGCUUCAAGGGGCAAAUGCGUUCAUCUAAAUGUCCACCAGGGAGUACUUGAAAGGCUUGGCCAGCUGGUCUCCUGCACUUCAUCUGGAAAAAUAAGACAAGGGUUGAUUUCCAGCAGCUUGGGCUAAGACACUGGGAAUCUGCAUUCCCUCUUUACCCAGCCCUUCGUUUCUAAUCCUCUGGUCAAUGCAGGAGAGAUGGCAGCUAAGCUCCAGGUGGUGUUUGAGGACGUGGCGCUGUACUUCACGCGGAAGGAGUGGACGCUGCUGGAAGAUGGAGACAAGGCGCUUUAUCGGGAGCAGAUGCUGAGGAAUUACCAAGCCCUCGUUUCAUUAGGACAUCGAGGUCCCACGCCGGACUUAAUCUGCCGCAUCCAGCGAGGGGAAGUGGAGCUCAGUGUCCAUGACCAUGAGGACUCUGGAGAAAGUGCACUGUCUGAAGGCUCGUUCCCAGGUGCGAUGUCAGAACCAGAUCCUUCCUUCUUCGCCACCUACAGCCGGGCUGCUAACUGGACCCACGAGGAGAUGAAGGACCUUCUCACCAUUUGGGGCCGGGAGGAGAACCAGCAGGCCCUCCGCAAGAGCCACCGCAACAAGGAGGUCUUCCAGCAGAUUGCCGUGGAGAUGACCGCCUGUGGCCACCACCGGGACUGGGAGCAGUGCCGCACCAAAACAAAGUGGAUGAAGUCCUGCUAUAAGAAGGUCCGGGACAAGAACCGGAGCUGCGGGGGCACCAGGUACACCAUGUCCUUUUACAGGGAGCUGGCCCACAUCCUCAAGGAUGACUGUGGCCUGCAUACCAGCAGCACCUUUGGCCCUCGUUCGUUAAAGAGGGGCAGAGAACAGAAGAGUCCCCCUGUGGAUCAGGAGGGCCUGGGAGACCUUGCUACAGAUGGGGCAUGGUGGGUGCCAGAAGAUGAAUCGAUGUCCCAAGAGCUGCUUGUAAGCCAGGUCCCAGACACAGAGGAACGGGACACAGGGGACACCAUAACUGAGCCACAAGAUGUGAACAACAGUGGCACGCCAUCAAGGUGGCAGACGGCUCUGGAAAUGGUCUCUGUCCCCAUGCCACCCUUGAUCCCAGAAGACUGCAGUGACACUGCCGAACCAGAAACCCCCUUUCCCACGCGUGUGCCAAGGAUGCCCCAUGCUCGUAUCUCGAUGGGUGCCUCGCAGCCCGUGCCACCGACCCAGCUCUCCACACCCAAACCUCCCAGUCCCAGUGGCAAGAGGACUGUACCCAACUCCCAGGCCAUGGCAGAUGCUGGCACAAUGUUGGAACCAGCUCCUUCCCUCUCUACCACCUCCAGCCGGUCUGCUAACUGGACACAUGAGGAGAUGAAGGACCUCCUGGCCAUCUGGGGCAAGGAGCAGAACCAGCAAGCCCUCCGCAAGACCCACCAAAACAAGGAGGUCUUCCAGUGGAUCGCUGCAGAGAUGACCGCCUGUGGCCACAACCGGGACUGGGUGCAAUGCCGCUCCAAAACAAAGUGGAUGAAGUCCUGCUAUAAGAAGGUCCGGGACAAGAACCGGAGCUGCGGGGGCACCAGGUACACCAUGUCCUUUUACAGGGAGCUGGCCCACAUCCUCAAGGAUGAUGGUGGUGUGCAGGCCACAAACACCUUUGAUGCCAGUUGGGCGAGGACAGGCAUAGAGAAGCGUGUUCUCCCGCAAAAGCAGGAGCAGAAAGACCUCGGAGACCCUGCAGCAGCUGGGGUGUGGCUGGAGCCGGAGGAAGAAUCAACAUCCCAGGGACCGCCCAUGAAGCCGGACCCCGACGAAGAGGAGGAGAACGCAGCGGGCAGCUCGGCUGACACCUUUGCCAAGCCGCAGGGCGUGGAUGACGAUGCCCCAGAGUCCAUACCACAGAUAGCCCUGGAAGUGGUCCCUACACCAGAGGACAGCGGCAAACCUGGCAGUCCAGACACAUCCUUUCCCUCUUCUGUGCCAAGGGUGCUCUGGGCCUUUUCUUUGACAGACACCUCGCAGCCCACAUUGCCAAGCCAGCUCCAUGCACCCACACUUCCUGGGACUUGUGGUGAAGGGGGUGCACCCAAUCCCCAAGUUGUUACUGAUACUGGUAUGGUGUCCGAACCAGCUCCAUCCCCCUCCACCACCUACAUUCGGUCCUACAACUGGACACAGGCAGAGAGAAGGGACCUCCUGGCCAUCUGGGGCAGGGAGGAGAACCAGCAGGCCCUCCGCAAGAGCCACCGCAACAAGAAGGUCUUCCAGAGGAUCGCUGCGGAGAUGACAGCCCGGGGCCACAACCGAGACUGGGAACAGUGUCGCUCCAAAACCAAGUGGAUGAAGUCCUGCUAUAAGAAAGUACAGGACAAGAACCGGAGCUGUGGGGGCACUGGGCACACCAUGCCCUUUUACAGGCAGCUGGCCCGCAUCCUCAAAGGUGAUCAGUCUGGCAACACCUUUGACCCCAGGUGCCCGAGGAUGGGCACAGAACAGCCACCUGCUCCCAAAGAGCAGGAAGCCCCAAGGCAUCCUGCUGCAGCUGGGACGCCAUUGAAGCUGGAGGAAGAUUCGGUCUCCCAGGAGCUGCUCAUCAGCCAGGUCAUCGAUACCAAACAAGACGGUGGGAACAACUCCACUGACACGGUGGUUGAGGCACAGGAUGUGGAUGACAACUCUGCUUUGUCAAGGUCCUGGACGGCCCCAGGAAUGGUCCCUGCCCCACCACUGCCCUCAAACCUGGAAGAUGAUAGCAAAUCUGGUGACCCCAAGACCCCCUUUCCCAUGUCUGUGCCUGGCGUGCUCUGCACUCCUUCCUCGACAGAUGCCUCGCAGGCUGUGCCACUGGGCUGGCUCCCCACACUCGCUUCCCCCAGCCCUGGGAGUGAGAGGAUUGCGCCCAAUUCGCAGGCCACGGUGGACACUGGCACGAUGUUGGAACUAGCUCCUUCGCCCUCCACCACCUACAGCCGGUCUGCCAACUGGACAGAGGCAGAGACAAAGGACCUCUUGGCCAUCUGGGGCAAGGAGGAGAACCAGCAAGCCCUCCGCAAGAGCCACCGCAACAAGGAGGUCUUCCAGCAGAUUGCUGCAGAGAUGACCACGCGAGGCCAUAACCGGGACUGGCAGCUGUGCCGCUCCAAAAUAAAAUGGAUGCAGUGCUGCUAUAAGAAGGUCUGGGACAAGAACCGGAGUGGCAGCGGCACCGAAUGCACCAUGCCCUUUUACAGGGAGUUGGCCCACAUCCUCAAGGAGGAUGGUGUGUGUUACAGAAACACCUUUGCCUCCAGAGGUGUGAGCUUGGGUGCUGAACAGCAAGCUGCCACUGAGGAAGAGGAAGGCCCAAAAGACUCUGGUGCAGCCAAGACGUGGCUGAAGCUGGAAGAGGAAUCGAUGCCCCAGGAACUCUUGGUGAACCAGGUCCAAGAUGCAGAGGAACAGGAUGGAGCUGGGAUCUCCAGCGACACCAUAAUUGAGGCGCAGGACGUGAUGGAUGAGACUGCACCAUCAAAGUCACAGCUGACCUCAGAAAUCGUCUCUUUCUCCCCACUGCCCUCAACCCCGAAUGAUCACGGUGAUACUGCUGACCUGGAGACACCCUUUCCCAUCUGUGCGCCAAAGAUGCUCCGUUCUUCUUCCUCAAGGGACACUUCACAGCCCAUGCAGACAAGCCAGCUCCCUGCACCCAUGCCUCCUAGUCUCAGCGGCAAGAAGACUGCGCCCAAUUCCCAGACCACCACAGACACGAGCUCAAUAUCAGAACCAGCUCCUUCCCCCUCUGCCACCUACAGCCGGUCUGCUAACUGGACGCAUGAGGAAACGAAGGACCUCCUGGCCAUCUGGGGCAAGGAGGAGAACCAGCAGGCCCUCUGCAAGAGCCACCGCAACAAGGAGGUCUUCCAGCGGAUCGCCGCGGAGAUGACCGUACGGGGUCAUCACCGGGACUGGGAGCAGUGCCGCACCAAAACGAAGUGGAUGCAGCACUGCUAUAAGAAGGUCCGGGACAGGAACCGGAGCUGUGGGGGCACCCGAUAUACCAUGCCCUUUUACAAGGAGCUGGCCCGCAUCCUCAAGGGUGUCCGUUCAGGGAAGACCUUUGACCCUUUUUGGUUGAGGGUGGGCACAGCUCUGGAAACUGCCCCUGAAGAGCAUGCAGGGCAGGAGGGCUUGGGAGAGCCUGCUGCAGCCAGGACGUGGUGGGAGCUUGACGAGGAAUCGAUGUCCCAGGAACUCUUUACAAACCAGGUGCAAGAAACGGGGGAAGAGGAGAUGGAGGAGAGCUCCAGUGACAGCACAGUCAAGCCACCGGAUGAGGGUGAUGAUGCCGCACCAUCACAGUCUCAGCUGACCUCAGAAAUGGUUUCUUCCCCAACACUGCCUUCAACCCUGGAUGAUCCUAGUGAAAUUGCUGAUGUGGAGAUGUCCUUUCCCAUCCAUGGGCCUAAGAUGCUCCAUUCUCCUUCCUCAAGGGACACUUUGCAGCCCGUGCUACCAAGCCAGCUUCCCGUGCCCACGCCUCCUGGUCUCACCAGCAAGAGGAACACGACCAGUUCCCAGACCACCGUGGACACUGGCACACAGUCAGAGCCUGCUUCUUCCCCCUCCACCACCUACAGCCGGUCUGCUAAUUGGACACAUGAGGAGACGAGGGACCUCCUGGCCAUCUGGGGCAAGGAGGAGAACCAGCAAGCCCUCCGCAAGAGCCACCGCAACAAGGAGGUCUUCCAGCGGAUCGCCGCAGAGAUGACCGCGCAGGGCCACCACCGGGACUGGGAGCAGUGCCGCACCAAAACGAAGUGGAUGCAGCACUGCUAUAAGAAGGUCCGGGACAAGAACCGGAGCGGCGGGGGCCCCCGAUAUACCAUGCCCUUUUACAGGGAGUUGGUCCGCAUCCUCAGUGGUGACCGCGGCGUGCAUUCCAGCAACACCUUUGCCACCAGGUGUGUGAAGAUGCACAAAGGCCUGGAAGCUGCCCCCAAAGAGCAGGAUGGCUUCGGGGACCCUGCUGCAGCCAGCACGUGGUGGGAGCAAGAGGAGGAAUCGAUGUCUCAGGAGCUGUUCUCCAGCCAUUUCCUAGAUUCGGAGGAGCAGGACAACUCUACCGAUACCGUGGUAGAGACGCGAGAUGUGGACGACGAUGCUGCGCUGUCGAGGUCAUCGAUGGCUUCAGGAAUGGUCCCUGUCCCUCCGCUGCUGUCAACCCCAGAGGAUCACAGUGAAGCUGGUGACCCAGGGUCCCCCUUUUCCCCAUCUGUGACGAGGUUGCUUUGGGCUCCUUCCCCUGGCACCGUGCAGCCCGUGUCACCGAGCCAGCUGUGCACACCCAGAGUCCCCUCACCACUGGGUCUAGGAGGCGUAUCUGACCCCCUGGCCAGCACGGACACGGGUACAAUGUCAGAACCAGCUCCGUCCCCCUCCACCACCUACAGCCGGUCUGCUAACUGGACGCACGAGGAGACGAAGGACCUCCUGGCCAUCUGGGGCCGGGAGGAGAACCAGCAAGCCCUGCGCAAGAGCCACCGCAACAAGGAGGUCUUCCAGCAGAUCGCCGCGGAGAUGACUGCACGGGGCCACCACCGGGACUGGGAGCAGUGCCGCACCAAAACGAAGUGGAUGCAGCACUGCUAUAAGAAGGACUGCAGUGGUGGGGCCACCGGGCACACCAUGCCCUUUCACAGGGAGCUGGCCGACAUCCUCAGUGAGGACCGCGGCAUGCAUUCCAGCAACACCUUUGCCACCAGGUGUCGGAAGACAGGCCCAGUGCUGGAAGCUGCCCCUGAAGAGCAGGAUGGCCUAGGAGACCCCACUGCAGCCACUGCUUGGUGGGAGCUAGAGGAGGAAUCGAUAUCCCAGGAUCUGCUCCUGAACCAGGUCCAAGACGCAGAAGAGCAGAGCCCUGGGGAGAACUCUAAUGACACCCUAGUUGAGCCACAAGACCUAGAUGAUGACACUACACCAUCCAAAUCACAGAUUUCUCCAAAAAUGGUCCCUUUCCCCUCACGGCCCUCAACCCCGGAAGAUCACAGCCUCGUUCCCAACCUGGAGACCUCCUUCCCCACAUAUGUACCAAAAAUGCUGCUUUCUCCUUCCUUGAUGGGCACCUCUCAGCCCAUGCCACCAGGCCAGCUCCCCCUACCAAUACUUCCUGGUCCUCGUGGUGAGAGGACUGCACCCAGCUCUCAGGCCACCACAGACGUUGGCACAGUGUUGGAACCAGCUCCGUCCCCCUCCACCAUUUACAGCCGAUCUGCUAAUUGGACGCAGGUGGAGACGAGGGACCUCCUGGCCAUCUGGGGCAGGGAGGAGAACCAGCAAGCCCUGCGCAAGAGCCACCGCAACAAGGAGGUCUUCCAGCAGAUUGCCCUGGAAAUGACCGCACGGGGCCACCACCGGGACUGGGAGCAGUGCCGCACCAAAACGAAGUGGAUGCAGCACUGCUAUAAGAAGGUCCGGGACAGGAACCGGAGCGGCGGGGGCUCCCGAUAUACCAUGCCCUUUUACAGGGAGUUGGCCCGCAUCCUCAGUGACAGCCGUGCUGUGCAUACCAGCAAUAACUUGGAUGCCCGAUGGGCGAGAACAGAUGCAGAACAGCAGACUAUGCCAAAGAGCAGGAGGAGCCGGAGAGCCUCAGGGACCCCACUGCUGCCGGGGCAUUGCAGGAGCCGGAGGAGGAACCGAUGUUCAAAACCUGUUCGUGAAUCGGGUCCCAGGCACUUCAGACCCCCUCACUGAUGGCCUACACCCCUGUAGCUGGGAGGAGAGCCAGCUCUCGGCGUGACCACCGUCCACGGCCAGGCCGGCAGGCUGCGGCACAGAUGGCAUGCGAGAGGUGCUGAGGACAAGAUGCCAAAGUAAAGAGGAGAUGAUGGAGGUCUCUGGUACUCUUCCAUAAGCGCCACACACCUGGCACCCAUUAGCAGAGGCCUCUGUCGGGAGCUGUGGUGAGGGGACAUGGCCAAUGCAAGGAAGGUGGAUGCUGCCUCAAGUUAUCAACCCACUUCGGGGAGCCCGAGGCUGAAGAUGCACUUAUAACAGGGUGCCAUGUAGCUCCUCGGGGGACAAGCUGAAAGCCCAGAGGAUUGUUGGUACCUUCCUCUAGGGCCACAGGAUCUAACCCCACCAUUUUCUUGAGACCUCCACCCCGCUUUCCCAGGAGGCAUGCACCUGGAUCCAACCUCAGGCCAGCAACAGAGGGGUGGCAGGGUGGCUACCCAGCCUCCUGCAGGAAGGAGUAAGGGCAGCCCAUCAGUGCCGCUGGAGGCAGGAGGGGGCAGGAUGGAGAUCCCAAUGCCAUGGCUGAGGGGCAUAGAGCGGUGGCCAGCACGGGCGAGGGUUUUCUGGAGCCAGGCAACUGGGGACAAAAGGAAAAGAUGUGGUCCAGGGUGCAUGUGGCCAUGAUCUCCCCUGAGGGCAGAGAACAACAGGGAUAUUAAGACGGCAGUGCUUGGGGAGCAUGGGGCUGCCAUCAUGUCAAACCUUCAGGGCCUGAGUGAGCCCAGAGCUCCAUCUCUUCCCCUCUAACACACCUGGCCCCUACAAGAGAGCAAGAGACCCCCCCGCACCCAACGUGCAAGGCUUCUGCCCCAGUCCUAGGCAAAAGCAGCCCCUCCAUCCUCCUCCUGGAAGAUCCCAUGGACAGGGCAGUUGUGCUGGGAGGUUCAUGACAUGGCGUGGAUCUGGCCACCCAUACAGCUGUCUGAGGCAAGCUGUGAUACCCCUGCCCUCCAUCCAUGGUGCAGCUUCCAGGGAUGCAUGGAGGGCUCAGGGAUCAGGACAUGGGAUAUCUCCCCUCUUCUCCAUCCACAGUCGCUGUUGAAGCUAUUGCCUGGUUGGCACGUUCAUCGGUUCCCUGCUAUUCAGGUGCAACCCCAGCCCUGUGGCCAGAAGCCUUUUCAAAAACCAAACAGCACAAACAGGCAAGAUGCCCUGCUGGGAAAAUGCUUACGGUUUUCAUGGUUCAAUAAAAGAAACUAGAUUUUUGUUAAAGAAAAACAUGGAAAUUGAGUCCUGAGAUGUCCCUGUCCUCGCCUCUUGGUGCGGCUUGGUGCUCUCCCAGACCCAUGAGCAGAUCUAGGAUGCAAAGGGGGUUGUAGACAGCGAGGUGCCUCAUCACAUAUGGAACAACAUCUGGUUUUCUUCAGUUUAAACUUGAAACUUUACUAAAAUGCUAGGGGUUUAGGGAUGUAUGAUUCAGUUUAAGAUGGAAGCAAAACAAGUAGGACUUCCUGGAGCUGGCUUGGUUCA